Molecule: messenger RNA, 1864 nt
Organism: Eufriesea mexicana
Lineage: Eukaryota; Metazoa; Arthropoda; Insecta; Hymenoptera; Apidae
Gene: Fic
Product: FIC domain protein adenylyltransferase
Exons: 3
Coding region: 122-1582 (486 amino acids)
Molecular function (GO): protein binding
Source: RefSeq, a predicted model, not a curated record
CGUUGUUUUGCCUCUGAUGCAGACCAGAGAGUAAACCGUGUUAGAAAAAAAGAGUCGAGAGCAUGUUACGUAUCGUCGUUGAUCGGAAAGCUUAUCUAGUCGAAUUUUUCGUAAAAACGCGAUGUCGGUGCCGCGUGGGAAAUUUUAUUACGCUUACAACAACGAGAAACUUGGAUACGUAAAGAGGAGAAGCAAGCAAAACGCGAGGGCCGCUAUGACGGCGAAUCGCGUUGUUGUGCUUCUGAUUUUCGUGUCAGGAGUCGCGGUUGCUGUCAUCAGCACUUACCUAUCACAAUAUAUUCGUGGCUCGCUCAGAUAUUUACCGGAUCGUGACUAUCGACACGUAUUUAUUCCACUUCCUUCGGAAGGCGUAUUAAACGUGUACGACGAAGGUACUUUGGAUGUGGCGUUACCAAGGUCUCGAAUGCAUCGUCAACUGCAAAUCCAGAAUAGCGCAACCUCUACCGCGGAAGCUUUGACCUCGUUGCAUUUGGCAUUGGAAAUGAAAUUGUCGGGUAAGCAGAAAAAAGCGAUCAAAUUGUUCCAGCAUGCGGUUGCACUGGCACCUCGUCAUCCGGAUAUCCUGAAUCAUUACGGCGAGUUUUUGGAGCAUACGCAAAACGACGUUAUCAAAGCGAACGAAUACUAUGUACGCGCUCUGAGCUAUCAACCGAACCACGAAGGGGCAUUGAUGAACAGUCAAAGGACGGCUAGGGUAGUGGAGGAAUUGGAUCGAAGGAUGCUUCGACGCAUAGACGACAAACGAAACGCGCUCUCUGCGAUACCUGAUAACAAUGUGGCAUUGAUACGUGCGAAAAAGGAGGCUUACUUUCAACAUAUUUAUCACACGGUUGGCAUCGAGGGAAACACUAUGAAUUUGGCUCAGACUAGAGCCAUCGUCGAAACGCGGACCGCCGUUGCUGGUAAAAGCAUCGACGAGCACAACGAGAUUCUCGGCUUGGACGCUGCCAUGAAAUACAUCAACGCUACGCUAGUUAAUAAAGUAGGAUCCAUUACGAUUAAGGAUAUAUUGGAGAUUCAUAUGCGCGUUUUGGGACACGUAGACCCUGUACAAGGUGGUCAAUUUCGGCGUACGCAAGUGUACGUGGGCGGUCAUAUACCACCUGGCCCCGGAGAUAUUCACUAUCUUAUGGAAGAAUUCGCGUUAUGGCUCAACAGCGAGAGAGCUAUUCGAAUGCAUCCGGUCAGAUACGCAGCUUUGGCGCACUACAAGUUGGUACAUAUACAUCCCUUCUCCGAUGGCAAUGGAAGAACGUCUCGUUUGCUGAUGAACAUGAUUCUCAUGCAAGCUGGUUAUCCACCGGUUAUCAUCCAUAAACAGCAUCGACAUACUUAUUACGAAAAUCUACAAAUAGCGAAUACAGGAGACGUACAACCGUUCGUUCGAUUUAUAGCCGAAUGUACGGAACAAACGUUGGACCUGUUUUUGUGGGCAACCAGCGAGUUUUCUAGACAAGUUCCCGCACUUAGCCAAGAUACUUUGUUCACCGAACGACGUAAUACCAUCGUUUUGGAGGACGAUGUCACUGAUGGUGCGACCAACAUUUUUGACGCUGAUUGAUAGUUUCGGUAACUUUUCGCGAUACAUUUACCAACAUUCUUUUCCUAGACCAAAGAUACUAAUUCAGCCGAUCGAUCGUUUUAUCGUGUCGCUUCGCUUCGUUUGCGAUGAUGUUUCCUUGCGUUGAAAUCGUAACUUCCGUCCUCAAAUCUCCAAUCAUUUUUUUCCAUAGAAUUAGAAAUCUUACCUCUUUCCAAUUGCCCUGGACGAACCUAUCGCGAACGUUUACACUAUUUCUACAAUUUUUUUCCCGUACGUCUUGACUUUCCAACGACAGUACAC